AGGACAGAGUGCCCACUGUCUACUCCCCUUCUUCUUCCUUGGCAUUGGUUGGGUCUUUCAUCUCCUUACAUCAUCUCAGAUUGACAGUCACGAGUGUUAUCGUUCUUCUAAGAGAUGAUCAUAUCAAAACCACUAUACAACUCUCGCACUGCUCUGGUAAACCAAGUGUUGGCUGCUAUGGUCCAAAACCAACCGCUAGAUGCCCGAAUUGCUGCCUUUCCUGGUCCGCCAUGGAGCGUUGAAGCUGUUUCUGAGGUGUUGCGAUCCGUGCCCAGAUUCUUCUUUCAGUCUGCUCGGUCCAUUGGUCGCCAAAAUGGUUUCCGGCACCGUGCUCCUCUCAAGCAAAGAAACCUCCGAGAAGAAGCCAAGAAAGUUCGCAACAAUGUGCUUGUUCUUGGCCCAGCUGCGUACAGAGACCCCCAGAAGGUCAAAUUGGGAUUGAACAAAGCAAUGGAGUUCUACUAUUUGGUAGAAUCCCGAUUUGGGUUUACCCACAAUGAGAUGACUUGUAGAGAGAUGGCUUGUGUAUUGGCCAGAGCCAAUAGAUUGACAGCUCUUUGGAAAUUUCUCAAGGAAAUGGCCAGGAGAGGGAGCGGCGGGCUUGUAACUACUGCUACUAUUACCUGUUUGAUUAAAGUUCUAGGAGAAGAGGGGUUGGUUAAUGAAGCAUUAGCUGCAUUUUACCGGAUGAAGCAGUUUCAUUGUAAACCAGAUGUUUAUGCUUAUAAUACCAUUAUUUAUGCUCUCUGUAGAGUUGGGAACUUUAAGAGGGCAAGGUUUUUGUUGGAGCAGAUGGAAUUGCCGGGGUAUAGAUGCCCGCCUGAUACGUUCACAUACACAAUCUUGAUUAGUUCCUAUUGUAAAUACAGUCUGCAAACUGGGUGCAGGAAGGCCAUCAGGAGGAGGUUAUGGGAAGCAAACCAUUUGUUUCGGAUUAUGCUCUUUAAGGGUUUUGUUCCUGAUGUUGUUACUUAUAACUGUUUGAUUGAUGGAUGUUGUAAAACUUACCGAAUUGGGAGGGCACUGGAACUUUUUGAUGAUAUGAAUAAAAGGGGUUGUCUCCCCAACCGGGUUACUUAUAAUUCUUUUAUCAGAUAUUACAGUGCUGUUAAUGAGAUUGAGAAAGCAGUUGAGAUGUUGCGGAGGAUGGAAAAAAUGAAGCAUGAGAUGCCCACUUGCAGCUCAUACACUCCAAUUAUUCAUGCUUUGUGUGAAGUAGGUAGGGUGGUGGAGGCUAGGGAUCUUCUGGUUGAGUUGGUUGAUGGAGGCUCAAUUCCUAGAGAAUAUACAUAUAAAUUAGUUUGCAGUGUGCUUAAAUCUGCAGAAAAAGAAAAUUUGCUACAAGACAGACUGCGCAGAAGAAUUGAGGACGGUAUAGAGGAUAGAUACAGGCAGGUGAUAAAGGUGAAACCAAUUAUGACCCACGGGGAUUCUUUAUAGCAUGUGCAAAUGCACAAAAAAUUGAUCUUCUGGACGAAGGGUUGAACGUGACUUUGUAUAAGAACCUCAGAUACAGGAAGUCUUGGCUUGCAGGCAUUUAAUCAUUGAUCAGACACACAAGGCUGGCAGUGAUGCUAAACCUAGUAUUUUGUGCCCUACAAGAUUGUGGUUGCCAUAGUCCAGUGUGAAUAAUUUUGGGAUUAAGAUUUAGGGAUGUGUAAAUCAGCCCGCAAGAAAUCACAAAGGAACUAAGGCUUUGUACCAAGUGUGAAGGAUUUUAUGUAACAAGGAAGGUGAUAUAAAGGGAGAAAAGAUUAAACCUCCCUUUUGAGUGCAUAAUGUUUGUAGAAAUUUAUCCAUUUAGAAUCUGAAUCAUGUUUGUACCAGCUUCAACAUGAAUGAAUAAUUCAGUAAAUUAUUGUAAUGGGAAAAAGCCACAAGGCUUGCCAAUGCACUGUAAUAAUUGAAUACACCUGAUGGUUCCAUUUUUUUUAUCAAGGGAAAAUUCAAAUAUCAUUUG
Malania oleifera is the source of this 1960-nucleotide messenger RNA. RefSeq names its product pentatricopeptide repeat-containing protein At1g77405. Lineage: Eukaryota; Viridiplantae; Streptophyta; Magnoliopsida; Santalales; Ximeniaceae. The transcript has 3 exons. Bases 115 to 1440 code for a protein of 441 amino acids. Gene Ontology annotation, molecular function: protein binding. The record is from RefSeq and is a predicted model, not a curated record.